This is a messenger RNA of Necator americanus (New World hookworm), 594 nucleotides long. RefSeq lists its product as uncharacterized. NCBI's taxonomy places the organism in Eukaryota, Metazoa, Nematoda, Chromadorea, Rhabditida, Ancylostomatidae. Bases 1 to 594 code for a protein of 197 amino acids. The record is from RefSeq and is a predicted model, not a curated record. The transcript has 5 exons.
AUGCGAUCUGUAUACUUCAUUAUCCUCAUUUUCGCCUUCAACAUAAAAGAUUGUGAGGCGGAUUUUUUGAAGUGGUUUGUAGAUUCGUGGAAUACCGUUAAAAAAGCGGUUAACGGAUUUAAAGAAGCUGUAAUUGGACUCAUUCCCUCUUCAAAAUUUUCACCCGCUAUCAAGCAAAAUAUUAUUGAAUUUCAUUUAGAUUUAAUGGACAUCUUGUUGAAAUAUACACGAGAUCAACUUCAACUUCUCAUAGAUGAUCCGAGAUUAAUGGAUUGUGGCCCGAUGAUUUAUGUGAUCAGAUCACGUCUUGGAACGAAAUUUUCUCUAGAUCCAUGCAGAAAACAACUAGUUGAAAUGAGUAAGUACUGUUCGAACUACAAAUCCUGUCAUAAUCGGAUAGAUAUGUCGAGGAAAGCGCUUGAUAAAUGUGAUAAGAAUUUCUGCGGCGGAUUAAAAAGUGUCCAGAAGAAUUCGCCAACCAGUAGUAGCACUUGUGAUUUCAAUGCUGACGUCUACUGCUUGGCUAUCGCCACUCAUAAACGAAACCUGACCGAAUCCAAGCUCCAAAAAUAUCUUGAAAGAAUAGGAAAGUAA